Cucurbita pepo subsp. pepo (vegetable marrow) is the source of this 1057-nucleotide messenger RNA. RefSeq names its product 21 kDa protein. Lineage: Eukaryota; Viridiplantae; Streptophyta; Magnoliopsida; Cucurbitales; Cucurbitaceae. Gene Ontology annotation, molecular function: enzyme inhibitor activity. The record is from RefSeq and is a predicted model, not a curated record. Gene Ontology annotation, biological process: negative regulation of catalytic activity.
AAUUCCUGAUUCUGUUACGAGCAAUUUGAUCGAUUAUUUUUUAAUCCAAAAGAAAAUUAUGAAACCCCAACCGUCUUCUAUCGUCUCUCUCCUGUUCGCAGCCGGUCUCUUCCUCCUCCGCCUUGUUCCAUCCGCUGCCGAUGCCGGAACCUUUCCCAAUGCCACCGCCGAUUGUUCUGAGUUCAUCCGCACUAGCUGCGUCAUUACUCUCUAUCCUGACGUCUGCUACACUUCUCUCUCUCGCUACGCCAAUGCCAUUCAGCAGGACCCGGCCUCUCUCACUCGCGUCGCCAUUACCAUCAGCCUUGCCAACGCCCGUAGAAUGGCUGCUUACGUCUCCAACCUGUCUCACGUCGGUGACUACGGCGCUGACCACAGAGUCUCCUCCGCGCUUCACGACUGCUUCACGAACUUCGACGACGCCGUGGACGAGAUUCGCGGCUCACUCAAGCAGAUGCGCCAGAUCAACGAUGUCGACGCGCCGUCGUUUAGGUUCCAGAUGAGCAACGUGCAGACGUGGAUGAGCGCGGCGCUAACGGAUCAAGAAACGUGUACGGACGGAUUCGAUGAUGUGGUGGACGGACCGAUUAAGAAGGAUGUGUGCGCAAAGGCGGAGAAGGUGAAGAAACACACCAGUAAUGCCUUAGCGCUGGUGAACAGCUUCGUGGAAAAAAGGAUUCCGUGAUUCAAUCGGUAUGUUUUCUGAAUAUAGAGUUGAAUUGCAUGAGAAUUUGAAAACUAUCUGGAAACGAUACGAAUAGUUUGGUUCUGUGCUUAAUUAACAUUGUGUGAGAGAUAGAGAUGUAAAUUUCUUACUAGAGAGAAACUGAAAUUUUCUUUUGCUUUUGUUUCGGUUUUGCUUUUUCUGGAAGAUUUAGUUUUAGUGAUGGUAGUUGUAUUCUGCUGUACUGCUCUGCUUUUCUCUGCUGCUGGUUCCUUCUUUCAUAGUUUCAGAAUGAAAGAAAGAGAAGGAAGCAAUUGGUAUUUUGAUUAUUUCUUAUAGCCUUCUUUCGCUGUAGUGUUCACUAUUGAUGAUCUACACAAUUUCGUUCUCAUA